Drosophila mauritiana is the source of this 1487-nucleotide messenger RNA. RefSeq lists its product as uncharacterized. Bases 1 to 1380 code for a protein of 459 amino acids. The transcript has 3 exons. NCBI's taxonomy places the organism in Eukaryota, Metazoa, Arthropoda, Insecta, Diptera, Drosophilidae. The record is from RefSeq and is a predicted model, not a curated record.
AUGGCGUUCUCCACACAAAAAGAGUUCUUUCACGUGCCUUUCAACGAUGAGACAUACGAAUUUGAGUGUGUCGAUGCGUGUGUUAAACUGAAGAAGUAUCCAUCCACAGUCGACGACAGAUCAUGGUCAGCAAACGAGGAAAGGAAGUCGCAGUUCGUGGCCGACCUGGUGGCCUGCAACUCACCGAUAAAGAAGGACCGUGGUGUGGAGCCUACCGCUAGAUCUGCUCCAUUGGGUCCGGAGGAUGAGUACGGCAGUAAUUUGGUGGUGGGCGACAGUUUAAUAAAUGCCGCGGACGACACAAUUGGUCGCAUGCAGGAUCUGAUGAUCAAGAAUAAUAUUCUGCAGAAGAAACUGGGCGAUUCUGAUGAUAAAUUGAGGACAGCCAACCAGGAGACCGCCGAGAUCAAGCGGAUUAUGGACCAGCGCUAUGACCCCGAGAAGAGCAAGGCUCUGAAAAAGAAAAUCAAGCAACUGGCCGAUGACAACAAGAUAACGCCGCAGGACGAGAAGGAACUGAACGGUCUGCAGGCGGCCAUUGACGACAUGAAUAAGGCACACGACAUCCUGGAGGCUGAAAAUGCCAAUCUAAAGCGGCUGCUCGAAAAACAAUCGAAGCGCUGCAAGAUGGAUAGCAUUAAAAUCGAUCCGGAAAAGAGCAACGACAUACCCUACCUGCAGAAGAAGAUCGACGACUUGGGUAAGGAGGUGGCGCUACUGCGUGAGUUCGAGGACGAAGUCAUGAAGCGCUGUGCCAAAAAGUGCGGUUCUGAAGGUGGUGGUGGUGGUGGAGGUGGCAAUGCUGGUCGUGCCGCUAGGGGUCCUCCUGGAAAGGGCAGUUUCUCGCCGGACAAGGAUGCCGAGAACAUCAAAAAGAUUCUAGCCGAUCGUGAUGCACUACGCAAGAAGUGCAAGGAACUGGAGGAGCUCGGCUGCAAAGUCAACCAACUAGAGGAGAAGGCCAAUGAGGCGGAGUGUCUGACAUGCAACCUGGAGGAAAAUCUACGGAAACAGUGCCGAUGCAUGGAGCAAAUGCAGUGUGAGAUGCACGAUAUGCAGAACUACUACGAGAACGAGGUAGACAAGGCUAGGGGCAAUGAGGAAAUCCUUAAGUGCCGUUGUAAACAGAUGAAGCAGGAACUGGUGGCAGCCAAGUGUGCCGUUCAGCGGGCCCAGUGUCAACAAAUGGAGAUCGAAGUGCUGCGAAACGAGCUGCGAAAGCGGGACACUGCCCUCAACGCAUACGACUGCCAGUUCCAGCAGAUAAUGAUGAAGGCCAAGAUGUUCAAGGCCGCGGGCUACCGCUUCCUUGACGACCUGCCUCCCGACUGCAGCGAAAGUUGCGUGGAUGGCCCUGGUGAAGAGGAAGAGGGAAAUUGAAGCCCCCAAAAGGCAUAUCUUAUCUAUUGUUCAGAUUGUUUCAAAAUUCAAGCAGCCAUUGAUCAAAAUCUAUAGUUUUAUCAAAUUAAACCAUUACUUCAAGCGUA